Molecule: messenger RNA, 307 nt
Organism: Panthera uncia (snow leopard)
Lineage: Eukaryota; Metazoa; Chordata; Mammalia; Carnivora; Felidae
Product: small nuclear ribonucleoprotein F-like
Exons: 1
Coding region: 10-180 (56 amino acids)
Biological process (GO): mRNA splicing, via spliceosome
Cellular component (GO): U1 snRNP; catalytic step 2 spliceosome
Molecular function (GO): RNA binding
Source: RefSeq, a predicted model, not a curated record
GUAGUUGGGAUGAGUUUGCCCCUGAAUCACAAACCUUUCCUGAAUGGAUUAAUAGGAAAGCCAGUAAAGGUGAAACUUAAGUGGAGAAUGGAGUAUAAAGGCCACCUGAUCGGGGUGCCUGGGUGGCGCAGUCGGUUGAGCGUCCGACUUCAGCUCAGGUCACGAUCUCGCGGUCCGUGAAUUCGAGCCCCGCGUCGGGCUCUGGGCUGACGGCUCAGAGCCUGGAGCCUGCUUCCGAUUCUGUGUCUCGUUCUCUCUCUGCCCCUCCCCCCUUCAUGCUCUGUCUCUCUCUGUCUCAAAAAUAAAU